This is a messenger RNA of Linum tenue, 1620 nucleotides long. NCBI's taxonomy places the organism in Eukaryota, Viridiplantae, Streptophyta, Magnoliopsida, Malpighiales, Linaceae. The record is from the annotation of a GenBank genome assembly.
CAUCCAAACUUCCAUUAUCAUAUCCAUACCAAUCCCUUUUCUCCUUCCUCUCUCUUUCGACUCCACCCACCGAGCCAAAAAUUGCAGCGGCAGCAAGAGUGAGAAUCCACCAUUGGCACCAAAGAGAGCACCUCAACUGGGUUCACUUUGAUUUCUCUGUUGGAGUUUCCACUCCCUAUAAAUAUGAGAGUAGUGCUUUGUUAGUAUGCCCAGCCACACAGUUGAGAAGAGCAAAGCAAGUGGAGCGAUGAUGAGCAUGAACUCUUCUUCUGCUGCCGCUAAUCGGGAAGAGCUGCAGGAUCAGCGCGACGCCAACAUGCCGAUGGCGGAGAAAAUUAUUGAACUGGUUCUGGUGGGAUUAUGUAUGUUAGCUCGGGUACUACUGAUGCUCAAGAACCCCCAGGCCAACAGUUUCCGCAGAGGAUGACUAGGAAGAGUGUGAUGUUCGUUGGGGAUUCGAUUUCGCGGGAUCAGUUCGAAUCGUUGAUUUGUAUGAUCGUGGCAUCGCUGCCUCGGAGGACGACUAAGUUGAACGGCGGAGAUCCUCUCUCAUCCAUCAAGUUCUGGAACAAAUCCAGAUGCAUACUGUUGCAGCAGAGAGUUCGUGUGCCGAAUUAGCUUACCGUGUCAGACACCAAAGUUGAAAAAGAGAGCAAGCAGUAAGGAAUCUGCCAUCUCCACAUUUUCUUCAAAUCAUCAUUAUCGUAGUGGAUAAUGCUUUGUAUGUGUAUAUCACUGCAAUUGAAUAUGCAGCCAAAUAGUACUGGAUGAAAAUAGGGAAGGAAUUACUUGACUUUUGGAUCUUACAUUUAGGAAGUCUUCACACACCGACUAAAGUUUUUCAACUAAAACACUAAAUAUGUACUGCCAACUUUUGUUCAUGCUGGCUUGAAUGUGAUUGGAUGCAUUUUGUUGUUUUGUUUUUCCCUUCACAUAUGACAUAACUAUAAUGGGUUUCAAAUCAUAGGAGUGCCCUGUAUUGGUUGUAGUAGUUAGAUCAUACUUCUGCUUAAUCUUUGCAACCUCUACCAUCCACUUCAUGUUGUUGUACUUUCCGGAGGUUGUGUAUUUUUUUAGGACCAAGGUAGAGAUCAAAGAAGAGAGGUAGAGAAGGGCGAUGAAUCAAUGAUAGAGAUGCAGAUGUCAGAGUUACUCAAGGAGGAGGUGAGGAGAUGCAGGUGAUGCUUGCCUUCCGAUGAACCAGUACCUGGAGUAACUGUAAAGUAGCUGCCGGGGAGGAGAAUUGAUCGCCAGCCGGGAAUCUGCAAGGCAUAUAUGUGGUUUUUCCAAAUCUCCAGGUCAAGUGGGAGAACAAAAUGAUGCUGCUCAGUGUGGUAUCCAAAAACUCUUCUAAUAGCAUGACAUGUAGUUCGGUUAGUUAGUACGGAUCAAGAGCUUCACCAGUAAGGGUCAUUGAGAUUUGAGAACCUAUUGUUGUUGCUCAUGUCAAUGGCAUCGAUAUUGUGUAACUGAUAGACAAGUUGCUGAACAAGCCAUUUAGUAAGCUGAACUGCUGAAGACCAGCUCUUUCUGUACGAAUUGAAGAUUGCUCUUUUUUUUUUUUUCUUCUAAUGAAGGUUGCUCAAAUAAGAUAACUUGGGUAUGGAUUGAAUAAAUAUA